Messenger RNA from Lolium rigidum, 1300 nucleotides. Its product is annotated as putative MO25-like protein At5g47540. The record is from RefSeq and is a predicted model, not a curated record. The transcript is spliced from 11 exons. Gene Ontology annotation, molecular function: protein serine/threonine kinase activator activity. Gene Ontology annotation, biological process: intracellular signal transduction. Lineage: Eukaryota; Viridiplantae; Streptophyta; Magnoliopsida; Poales; Poaceae. The coding region runs from base 36 to 1046 and encodes 336 amino acids.
UCGCCGCCCCGCCGCCCGCGGACGACGGCGCCAAGAUGAAGGGCCUCUUCAAGUCCAAGCCGCGGACCCCGGCCGACGUGGUGAGGCAGACGCGCGAGCUCCUCAUCUACCUCGACCUCCACUCCGCAUCGCGCGGCACCGACGCCAAGCGAGAGGAGAAGAUGGCAGAAUUAAGCAAAAAUAUAAGGGAAUUGAAGUGUAUUCUCUAUGGCAACGGCGAACAUGAGCCUGUGACUGAAGCUUGUGUGCAGUUGACCCAAGAGUUCUUCAGAGAGAACACUCUACGAUUAUUAAUUAUCUGUAUUCCGAAAUUAAACCUGGAGACCAGGAAAGAUGCUACUCAAGUUGUUGCAAACUUGCAAAGACAGCAAGUCUCCUCGCGGAUAGUUGCGUCUGAGUACCUAGAGUCAAAUAAGGAUCUUUUAGACACCUUAAUUUCUGGGUAUGAGAAUAUGGAGAUUGCUUUACACUAUGGUGCCAUGCUGAGGGAAUGCAUACGCCAUCAGAGUAUUGCAAGGUACGUUUUAGAGUCUGACCACAUGAAGAAGUUCUUUGACUAUAUACAACUUCCAAAUUUUGACAUAGCAUCAGAUGCUUCUGCAACCUUCAAGGAACUUCUGACAAGGCAUAAAGCAACCGUGGCGGAAUUUCUUUCCAAGAACUAUGACUGGUUCUUUGCAGAAUUCAACUCUAGGCUGCUAUCAUCAACCAACUACAUAACAAAAAGGCAAGCAAUCAAGCUGUUGGGAGACAUGCUGCUUGAUCGAUCAAAUUCUGCCGUCAUGAUGCGAUAUGUUGGUUCGAAAGAUAAUCUUAUGAUUCUGAUGAAUCUCUUAAGGGACUCAAGCAAGAACAUUCAAAUAGAAGCAUUCCAUGUGUUUAAGCUGUUUGCUGCAAAUAAAAACAAACCAGCUGAGGUUGUAAACAUAUUGGUUACAAAUAGAAGCAAGCUUCUUCGCUUCUUUGCCGGAUUCAAGACUGACAAAGAGGAUGAGCAGUUUGAGGCAGACAAGGAGCAGGUGAUAAAAGAGAUAUCGGCACUAUAAUGUCCCUGAUGUAGCUUGCCGAUGAUUUUAAGUUAGCCAUUGCUAAGUAGCCUCUCGUGAACUUACUGUAUUUACCGCACCACGAGAGGCUCUUGCAUGGACCCGCCAUUAUGUUUCUUAGCGAAGCUGCUCUUGUAAUAAUAGGCUUCUGCACAUUAUCAUGUUGGGAGUCGAGCAACUGUAUGAAUCAUAUAGCUGGAUGCUGCUAUGAAGAUGUGAUAUUUAUGUAGUUUGGUUACCCUGGUUGGUUUGAA